This is a messenger RNA of Aphanomyces astaci, 2434 nucleotides long. RefSeq lists its product as hypothetical. Gene Ontology annotation, molecular function: guanyl-nucleotide exchange factor activity. Gene Ontology annotation, biological process: regulation of ARF protein signal transduction. NCBI's taxonomy places the organism in Eukaryota, Oomycota, Saprolegniomycetes, Saprolegniales, Verrucalvaceae. The transcript has 7 exons. The coding region runs from base 99 to 1817 and encodes 572 amino acids. The record is from RefSeq and is a predicted model, not a curated record.
CGUCACCUCAACGCACGAAGGCUGGGGAUGUGGCGGAAGGGGUCAAUUCCAAACCUCAACCUUCCCCGCCACAUCUGCUGCUGUUGCUGUCAGUCGCCAUGCAACAACAAGAACCACCGUUUGGCCCUGCCACGAGGUUCCCUGCUGCUGGCAUGACUUCGCAGUUCAUUCACCAAGGGUACCUUCAGCGACGCAUGCUUCUCGGGUGGCGAAAGCACUAUUGCAUUCUACGCGGUCGCAGCAUGGAGCUGUAUCGUGUCAAGGGCGACGCCAAGCCCAAGGACACGACACCGACGCGCGUACUGAUCAUCGAACACUUUUACGCCGACUUCCGGUUGGCGGACCAGUUCGACGUGAUCCUACCUCGGGGAGGCAAGAAGACGUUCAAGCUUGAUCCGGACCAAAUCAAGUGCGGCGAACGCAGUCUGUGGGUCCAAGCGCUGCAGACUGCGCUCCUUUGCGAUAAUGCGUUGGAGCGGUAUGGCGAGGAUAUCACCAAGCAGCUUAUGACGUACGCGUCGAAGCAAGUGUCUGAGUUUGGCAGCCUUCGACUCGACGACAGCAUGUGGAAGACGCUGCGAAAGCGGUCGAUUCACGGCGAUCUGUGGUCACGGUUCCAAGAACUCGUGACGAAAGGCAUCGAGUUGACCGAAGUGGUGCCGCCGCCAGCGGUCGGACUGCGGUACCUCUUUUGCAUGGACAUGGGCUCAUCCGCCGCCGCUCCUCGACAAAUACGGCUAGUUCCGAUGGUUCCUAUCAAUAAUGAAGGCACGGACAACAGCAAGAACGAGCUCGAGAAUGGAGUGGUGGACCCCGUUGUUCGUCACAUUGACCUCCAGCAUAUCGUGUCCGUCACCGACUGCAGCGGUGGAAGUGCGACCGACGCCGCCGUCCGCCUCCGUCAGUUUACUCUGACCCAUGUCGUGGAGAAUGAACCCGUCGUCGAAGUAUUUGAAACGGCUUCGACAGAUUUGCGCAGCCGAUUGGUGUUUGGGUUAGCGUACAUUCUGAAGAACUACAAUGCUGCCAAGCAACAGCACAGCCCACGACAGCUGCGGCUGCGGCGACUGAGUCCGCCCACGACAUCAUCGUCGCCUGGACUUCCUACUAUGACCACGCGGGAGGAACGCGCGUCGGCUUCGCAGGUGUCAACCACGUCGAGCCUUGACGUGCUCGGAGGAGUGAGCAACCAGCACGUGGAUGCCGCCAUUCGAAGCUUCAAUGUCCGACCGAAGAACGGCAUUGCCAUGGCCGUGGACUUGGGCGUGAUCGACAACGAGAACCCGACGGCCACCGCCGAGUUUCUCCGCCAUACCAAGGGGUUGGACAAGGAUAAAGUUGGCGAAUACCUCGGCGGUGACGACGCGUUCAGUGUCCACGUGUUGCUGGCGUACGCCAUGUGCUUUGCAUGGGAAGGCAAGCCCUUCGAAGUGUGCCUGCGGGACUUCCUGUCCAAGUUUCGCCUUCCUGGAGAAAGCCAAAAGAUAGAUCGCAUGAUGGAGGCAUUUGCCAAAGCCUUCCACACCAAGAAUCCGCAUGUGUUCCAACAUCACGAUGCCGCACAUAUCCUGGCGUUUUCGACGAUCAUGCUCAACACUGACCUGCACAACAAGUGCAUGACGAACCGGAAUCGGAUGACCAAGUCCCAGUUUGUUCGCAACAACCGCGGGAUCGACAAGGACAAGUCGGACAUUCCGCAUGCAAUCCUCGAAGGCAUCUUUGACAGCAUCAAGAAGCAAGCGGUGGUGACCGUGCGAGAUCGUGACGACAACGGCAACCUCUUCGCGGUACGAUUCCAUUAUUCCUUUCGACUAUGAAAGGAAUAUGCAGAACCCCGACAUGGCUGGCUGGCUCAAGACGUAUCGUCGAUCGGGCAUCAAGACUCGGCGAAGAUGGUUCAUGCUUACCAACCACUGCCUGUACUUCUUCGAUCGCCAAGAAGACAUCGACCCUCUGGGCUUCUACGCCCUCGAGAACGUCAAGGUGCAGUGCAUCACAGGGAGACCGCUGGGGUUCGAACUGCGCGCGGCAGUGGCCAACUCGUCCGUCAAGUCGGCCUUGUACCCUAAGCAAAGAGCGCGCAAGGCCAAGGGUGGACUCGCCAUGCGACCGUUGCAGCGCGUCGGGUUCGCCGCCGAGUCGGCUGGGGAAGCAAAGGCAUGGGUGGCCGUGCUGGAGAAGUUCAUCCUCCUGCAUGAGACCAACGCCUCGCAGCUCGUCAAGAAAGGGCCGGUGAUCCCACCGCCGAUGCUCGCGAGUCAGUCGUUUCGACCGAGAGGCUCCACUUCAACAUCGUUUGAAGAUACGGACGAAGGGCAGCGCAUGUAAAACAUGGACAGGGUAUUUAUGAAAAAUGACGUUUUUUCUAAUUGAAGGCCAACAUUGAGAAAAAUUGAGGUAUAUUUUGACCAAUAAUUGACGUUUUGAGUCCAAC